CUGUAGCUUCCGAUAGUGCAGGCGUCUGAUAGUGUUGAUCAAACAAAACUCCCCGUUUCACUCAUCAAGAUUAAAUCCAUUAUUUGAAUUGUCACUGGCUUCUGGAUCCAUUGAAAUCGAUUGUUCAUUGAUUGCGAUCAUAGACCGUUCGUUAUAUUCCUCCGAAGAUAAAAAAAGUUAUUGCCGAAGCCCGCGAUAUUGAGCCGGCCACACCCGUGUCAUCCACAGAGUCCAAUAUUUGGAAAUUGUGUCAACAUGUCACAGUACAAACUAACGUACUUUAAUGUGAUGGGCUUGGGCGAGCCUAUACGAUUCCUCCUGAGCUACGGUGGUGAUGAGUUUGAAGAUAUUCGUGUCAUGGAUCGGGAGAACGAAUGGCCUAGAAUAAAGCCAACUACACCAUUUGGUCAAUUGCCGGUCUUGGAGAUAGAUGGCAAACCCUUCUCUCAGACAUUACCAAUUUGUAGAUAUCUCGCUAAACGGUUGAAUUUAAUUGGAAAGACCGAUCUGGAUUCAUUGGAGAUUGAUGCUGUUGCGGCUGCUCUCCAUGACUUGAGAAAACAGGUCGCUAUGUUCUAUCGUGAAGAAGAUCCUGUGCUUAGGGAAAAGAAGAGGGAACAAACUGUUAAGAAUGUUGUUCCGUUUUAUUUGGAUAAAUUAGAAGAACGUGCGAAGAGUAAUGGUGGUUAUUUCCGUGGUGGCGAGUUGAGUUAUGCUGACAUUUUCUUCACUGCCAUUCACGAUUCUCUGGCAAAUGCCUGCAGCAUUGACAUCACAGAGGGUAGACCUCAUCUCAGGGCCAUCAGAGAUAAGGUUUUGAAUAUUCCCAGCAUCAAGAAGUGGGUGGAUAAACGACCCAAGUUGGAAUUUUAAACUGAAAAUAAUUGACAUUGGUGAACGGAGAGUUGAAUGUUUUUCAAUUCAAAGGAGUCUAGGCUGUUUGAGAGCAAUUUCUCUUUUUUUCUCACAAUUUCCGAUUGUAUUUAAUUAUCAUUCAAAUUAUUGAUGAAAUCUAGGUGGUAAUUCUG
Molecule: messenger RNA, 1028 nt
Organism: Diachasma alloeum
Lineage: Eukaryota; Metazoa; Arthropoda; Insecta; Hymenoptera; Braconidae
Gene: GstS4
Product: glutathione S-transferase
Exons: 4
Coding region: 256-873 (205 amino acids)
Biological process (GO): glutathione metabolic process
Molecular function (GO): glutathione transferase activity
Source: RefSeq, a predicted model, not a curated record